AUCCCAUUUUAAAUGUAGACGCCGAUGCUAUUGAAGGAAGCGUAAGUGAUAUGUAUAAAAUGAUGGUUAAACUAGUCAGGGUUUUUGCUGAUAUAGAAGCAGUACAGUCGGUUGCAAUUGCAGCCAAAACCCAAAUCGAAAAUUUCAGGCCCCUUAUUCCAUUACUUCAGUGUCUAAGAAAUCCGGGAAUGAGACAGCGACAUUGGGAGAAUCUGUCUGAAGAAACUGGUGUUGACCUUACCUGGGGCCCACUUACCACUUUCAAUGAUAUGCUGGGAUUGGGAAUAGAAAAGUAUGCUGAUUUGAUAAAACAAUCGGCCGAUGGGGCUUCUAAAGAAUAUUCUAUAGAACAGACACUUGAAAAGAUGAUGGCUGAAUGGGAGGAUAAUCGCCUGGACAUACAGCCUUAUAAAGCUACUGGAACUUUUAUUAUGAAAAUUUCCGAAGAACAGCAACAGAUGUUGGACGACCACAUUGUUUUGACGCAACAAUUAUCUUUUAGCCCGUUCAAGGGUCCGUUUGAAGAAAAAAUUGACGAAUGGGAAAUCAAAUUAAAAGUAACUGCUGAAGUUAUCGAAGAAUGGAUGGAUGUUCAAAAACAAUGGAUGUACUUAGAACCCAUAUUCACCAGUGAGGAUAUAACCAAACAGUUACCAGUAGAAAGUAAAAAGUACAAGUCAAUGGAACGGGCUUGGAAAAGAAUCAUGCGCAAUGCAUUGGAGUUACCACAAGUAAUCGAAUAUUGUGGUGACCGCAGACUGCUAGAAAGCCUUAGAGACGCAAAUCAUGUACUCCAAGUAGUCCAAAAAGGUCUAUCAGAGUAUCUGGAAACAAAGAGGACCAUAUUUCCACGUUUAUAUUUCCUCAGUGACGACGAACUACUUGAAAUCCUAUCUCAGGCAAGAAACCCAUUGGCUGUACAGCCCCAUUUGCGAAAAUGCUUCGAGAAUAUUGCAAGGUUGACCUUCGCAGAUGAUUUACUCAUUACUCAGAUGUUUUCAUCGGAAGAAGAAUGCGUUAAUUUGGAUCCUCCGUUGUAUCCUAGCGGAAAUGUGGAAAACUGGUUGCUGGUUGUAGAGAGCACCAUGAAAAAUACAAUACGCACCACCUUAGGAGCAUCUUUAUUGGAUUUGUAUGGGAAAGAACGUAAAGAUUGGGUGUUAUGCUGGCCAGGUCAAGUGGUGAUAGCAUGCAGUCAAGUCUUCUGGACAGCCCACGUGGAAUCAGGCAUUCAAGAAAAUAAUUUGCCGUCUUUUCUGCAUGAUACAUUGCUGGUUAAUUUGGAUUCCCUAAGGACGCUGGUCAAAGGAAUGUUGACGUUUUUGCAGCGCGAAAUUUUAUCGGCUCUCAUUGUGAUAGAAGUUCAUUCGCGUGACGUCACCCAAACUUUGGUCGAUUUGCAUAUAAGAAGUGCCAAUGAUUUCGAUUGGAUUAGUCAGUUAAGAUAUUACUGGGUCGAGCUUCAAAUGAAAGUCAGAGCAGUCAAUGCGGAAUUCAAUUACGGCUACGAGUAUUUGGGAAACAGCGGACGGUUAGUUAUCACCCCACUAACUGACAGAUGCUAUUUAACUUUAACUGGGGCUUUGCACUUGAAGUUCGGUGGUGCCCCAGCUGGGCCGGCAGGUACUGGUAAGACCGAAACUGUGAAAGAUUUGGCCAAAGCUUUUGCAAUACAAUGUGUCGUGUUUAAUUGUUCCGAUCAGUUAGAUUUCAUGGCCAUGGGCAAGUUUUUCAAGGGCCUGGCAAGUUCGGGUGCUUGGGCCUGUUUCGAUGAAUUCAAUCGAAUUGAUAUUGAGGUGCUGUCUGUUGUAGCGCAGCAAAUUGCGACAAUACAAAAAGCACAACAAGCCAGAUUAGAUAGGCUUGUAUUCGAAGGAGCUGAGAUAAUGCUCAAGGAAUCUUGCGCAGUGUUUAUUACUAUGAAUCCAGGAUACGCUGGUAGAACGGAGCUACCUGACAAUUUGAAAGCCCUAUUCCGACCAGUUUCAAUGAUGGUUCCCGACUACAGUCUUAUAGCCGAAAUAUCUCUGUUUUCCUUUGGCUUUGGUAACGCCAAACAGUUGGCCAACAAAAUAACGACUACUUUUAAGCUUAGCUCUGAACAACUUAGCUCACAGGACCAUUAUGAUUUCGGUAUGCGAGCUGUAAAGACUGUCAUAUCAGUAGCUGGAAAUUUGAAAAGAGAAAAUCCCAAUAUGGAUGAGAGGCAAAUAUGCUUGAGGGCCUUGAGAGAUGUAAAUGUUCCUAAGUUUUUGAAAGACGAUUUAAAAUUGUUCAAUGAAUACGUCAAAAAAGUAAUCCAGCUCUACGAAACUACAAUUGUGCGGCACGGAUUAAUGUUGGUUGGACCGACUGGUUCUGGAAAAACCAAGGUAAGUGGCUUUUGCCUGCACAUAAAUGUUUAUAAUAAUAUAACUUACCAGUAUUUCAUUAUUACCCUGGAUAUGCGAAUCUUCCAUCACAAUUACUAA
Messenger RNA from Ceutorhynchus assimilis (cabbage seed weevil), 2471 nucleotides. Lineage: Eukaryota; Metazoa; Arthropoda; Insecta; Coleoptera; Curculionidae. The record is from the annotation of a GenBank genome assembly.